Molecule: messenger RNA, 3809 nt
Organism: Macrosteles quadrilineatus (aster leafhopper)
Lineage: Eukaryota; Metazoa; Arthropoda; Insecta; Hemiptera; Cicadellidae
Product: mucin-5AC-like
Exons: 4
Coding region: 87-3131 (1014 amino acids)
Source: RefSeq, a predicted model, not a curated record
UUCAAGAACUUCAAGACCUACUAGAACUUCAAGAACUUCAAAGGAGUACUUCAUCAAGCACCCCCCACAUAUACUAUGAGUGUAGCAUGAAGCCAGUUCUUUAUGCGUGGUGGGGUUGGGGGGUGUGUGUGGCGCUCCUAGUGCUGCAAUGUCAAGCUAGACCCAGCCCCGGCUCAGAUUCUGAGUCGUGGCGACCCAUCACUGGACACAGAGUCAACAGGCCGCUGUUCCGAGAUGAUGAGGGUCAAAGAGAGAGGAAGAGCCAAGAUGUCAAGGAGAAGGUGGGAGGAGUCAGCACAGAGGCAGCUAAUGAGGCUCGGGCUAGUCCGACCAGUCCGACACCCAUCGGAGAGAGUCUCAAGAUGGUGACCAAGCAGCUACUACAGUCUCCACAGGCAACAGACAUGGUCGCCACGGACGUCCGCACUCCUCCUAAGAUCAAAACACACAUCACGACCGAGGAGUUUGUCCCGCUGGGUAAAGGAGAAGCCAUCCCGCUAGACCCGGACAACACACACUCGUACCAAGUCACAAACACUCAACACGUCAAAGUAUCCACAGCCGAGUCUACCCCUGCCAGCGGAAUAUCCACCUGGAUACUCCUGAAUGGCAGUGAACAAUCCACUCAAGCAUCGCAGAAGAAGCAGCCAACAAAACCCUUGAGUGUUGUGUCAACUCCAGUACCCCUGAAGAAAAAGCAGCCAAAGCCAACCCAAGAAACGUCAAAGCCGACUUAUGAAGCUUUGAAAAAUAACACGCCUGUGAAAGUAGAAAACAAACAGGCAGCAACCAUCACAAAAGUAGACAAUCCAAAGAAGACUCAGUCAGUAAAUCAAGAGCCGCUCGUUAAGAUUCCUGCGGUGAUGUUGCAAGAUGCAAAAUUCAAGAAUAAGACUCCAGUGAUUGUUGGCAAAGUGCCAUCAUCUGCUUCUACAAAGAACAAGUCGGAGGUUGUUGCGACAUUCAAGAAAGGAAAUGCAACAAUUGUACCAGUUAAUCCGGGCAAGGUGGAAGCUCUUGCUCCUCAGUCUGUGAGAAGGAAGGUCACUGUUGUUCCAACGACUUCAACAACGGCUGCAACCACUCUUCAGACAUCAAAGCCUCAUUACCAGUACGAGAUGGUUCCAACAACAUCGGUUGUGGUUCACACGGACAUUGUAGAAGCUGAGACAACUGAAGAGGUGGGGACAACUGAACUACCGACAACAACCACCAAACGGACUCGCAAACCAGGAACCAAAAAGAAGAAGAAGAACAAGAACCGCCGUCGUCGUCCAGCCAAGAAGCCUGAAGGUGUUGUUGAAAGUAAAGUCACAGAGGAAAACAACUCGACCAGAAUUGCUCCUAAUGGUUCUAGACCUCUUUCUACUAGAAUUUACAACUAUCUGUCAAGGGAAAUCAUGCCAAGCGUAGGAGUAGGCAUUGUCGGUUUGGUGUUGACUGCCGGUCUUGCUGGACUUCUCUUGUAUCCGUUUGGAGGACCAGUGGCUGCUCGCAGAACUUACGAGAAGACACCUGGCACUACAUCAGAUGGACAUAUGUACUAUAAUGCUUACAACGACUACAACACCAAUGGGGAAGUCGAUAAUGGACAAGCGGAGGAAACUGUUUUUGGACAAGUGCUUGCAGGAAUGCAACAAUCAGAGAGCAAAUACGAGAAAUACCCGAGACCUGCCACUUCCGGUGCAGCUCCAACUUCAAGUGCACAUUACUCAGCACAAAGCAAAUACAGAUAUGACCCAUCCCAUGAAUACGGUUACCAAUCAAGCUAUCAAAAUAAAGACAAAUACUCUUCAUCCAGUGAUGUCUCUACUGCUAUGGGACGUAACCCAGAAGGAUACUCAACUCUACCGGACUCUGCCAGUUUAAGUUCUAAAUACAGUCCGUCAUACAGUGUUAGUAGUACCGGUAGUCAAUACUCAGCUCCUAGUGCAAGCUAUGCAAUUACUCAGUAUGGAGAUCCCAAAUACAGUGCUUCAAUCAGUGCCAGUGGAUACGGUGAUACUAAAUAUUCGUCAGCAGUGGACUCAACGAGUGGUGUCGGAAGUGUUCAGUAUGAUUCGAAAUACUCAACUUCCGUCGAUUCCACUGGCAGUUCAGAUGGAACAAAGUAUUCCACUGGCAGUUCAGAUGGAACAAAGUAUUCCACUCUCACUGGUCUCAGUGUGGAGCCUCAAAGCAGUAAAUACACAUCAACGUCAGACGAUCAAUCAGUAAAAUAUACCCAAGGUACAAAGUACACAUCCCUCACAGAAGACCAAGACAACAAGUACCAAAGUCCUACGUAUACCUCCAUAACUGACGGCCAAAGUACAAAAUACACAUCUAUGACAGAAAACCAAGGCAAAUACACUUCAAUAACUGACAAUCAGAGUGGGAAAUACUCAAUGACCGACAGUCAAGGAAAAUAUCCAACAUCUGCUGAGUACACAGCUUAUAGCAACCCAUCCGAUAUUGGCACUCAGAAAGGAUCUUACAGCAGCAAUCACAAACAAACCACUUACACCGACAUUGAAUACGAUGAUACCAAGAGUCUGCCUUCCAUCACAGAGGAAGACAAGUCGGACAAGAGCCAGCCGACAUUCAGCGCACUGCAUUCAGCAGAUGACUCGUACUCCAACAUAGACUCCAUGUCCAUGUUCUCUGGGAGUUACAACAACGAGGUGAGGCACAGACAAGGUGUGUUGGCCGUGGAGCACGGACCUCGCAGCAUCAAACUGGACCGACAGAAGCGACAGAUCGACACGAAACAGAACGAGGUCGACGGUUCACUAACAGAUGAAACAACGACAAGCGAGUCUGCAACAGAAACACAGACUGAGAAAACCACUGAGGAGCCAAAGAACGCAUCUCCUUCUCACGAGAACUCUGUGGAAAGCACAACUUGGAGUAUGCCGAAGGAAACCGAAUCCACGACAAAACUCCCUCCUUCCCGGGAACACACGUUUUUUGGCUUUUUGAGGAGAAUCGCAGAGAUGAAGCUGAGAAUGGGCCUUGAAUUGCUAAGGUCGACCACUCAUGCGGUCGCCCGAUACUUGGACGAUGUUCAGAAGCGGAUGGAAAACGUUGUGAGAGAGAUGGACAAGAAAACGGACAGACAUAGACGGGACUUGUUCAAAAAGAUGAUUUAGAUCUUCUACAAGCUCAACACCAUAGGGCAUUAAGCUGAACUGAUAACAGCCUCUAAGUGAAGACUGUUAAACCUCUCUUUUGAGUGAUUUUUAUCUUUUAUCCAGAAUCUGUAAAACCUUUUUUUAAAUGUUCAAAACUUCUCAGGAGGUGGAGGGGUUGGGAAAACCGGUUGGUAUUUCAGAUUUCUAAAUUAUAUCAAUGUUGACGUAUUCCUCAAUUGUUUGUACCAUAUUUUAAACAUGUUGACUGUAAAACAUCUUUUGCACUCUGACAAACAGGGAGGUUUACUGGGUUUAAAAUUGUAAAAGUUGUUCAAUAAGUAGACGUGGAUGUGUAAACAGGAUGAACUCCUCGUAGUUUUAACAUGAAGCUUUAAUCUGAUAAAGAGGGUAUCCUGCUGAUUACAUAUCUAUCUUAAACUGAAAGAAUGAUUCUUGUAAGUGCAUUUAUGAUUUAAGGUACUUAACAACUUGUGAUAGUCAUUUAUUUUUAUGUUAUCCAUUUGAGGUGUUAUUUAUAUAGCUUUCACUCGCAUUUCUUUCGCAUCUUGCCUCUUUACUCAAUUACUAUAUUUAACUUAGACCUAGUGUUUCUGAUUAUCGAUCGCAUUAGUUAUUUAUUUAUGUUGAAUAUUGUAAAUAUUUUUUAUAAGUGUGAAUAAAUAUGUGUAUACUACA